This is a messenger RNA of Perca flavescens (yellow perch), 2155 nucleotides long. RefSeq names its product indoleamine 2,3-dioxygenase 2-like. Lineage: Eukaryota; Metazoa; Chordata; Actinopteri; Perciformes; Percidae. Gene Ontology annotation, cellular component: cytoplasm. Gene Ontology annotation, molecular function: heme binding; L-tryptophan 2,3-dioxygenase activity; metal ion binding. The transcript is spliced from 10 exons. Gene Ontology annotation, biological process: 'de novo' NAD+ biosynthetic process from L-tryptophan. Bases 757 to 2085 code for a protein of 442 amino acids. The record is from RefSeq and is a predicted model, not a curated record.
GGAUGGCGUGGGGCCCCGGGGCCGACAUGUUGAUGCUUUUGGAGAUCUCUCUCUCUCUCCACGGUGUAACCAAGUGUCAAAGAGGUCGACGAUGGUCAGCUGCCUGUCCAACACCUCACCUGUCUGCUUACAGCACUGUCUGGUGACUGAAGAGAGAACAGAUGUAUUUAUCAUGUGCUUUAUUACAAUGAUGGUGGCAGAGUGAUCACACAAACAUUUUCAUUUCCACAUUUUCACAUCUCAGCCGAUCACAUGGACACAACACGUGAGCAAUCCAGAGGCUGUCUGGCACGAUGACAUCAGUGAGUAUUACGACUAGCCUUUGGCGAUUUUAGACCCUUGAGGCUAAAUUUCAUAAUCUUGAUCUCUAUAGAUAUGUGAGUACUUUUUGAUUGAAAAAAUUGCCAGACCACUGGGCGCUCACCGGAUUGUUUUCAGGCGCGGGAGGCGAUGAAGGAAGUCAGAAAUGAGAAGCAAGUUUUUCAGCCGUCAACAUAAAGUUUUUUUUCUCCAAUUAUUGAUCAAUGUACAUGCGUUUGGAACGGACAGCAGUUGUGUGUAUUAUUCAAUUGUUUGGUAUCUGUCUUCAAUUUCUUUGAUCAUCUGCCACAAAUGGGAAAAUGUUCUUUACAUAGCACACUGUACCAAACAGGGAAUUUCAGCUUUACUCUGUGAACACCUUACCUUACAAUCACAGAGAUCUGAUUGGCUCUUUGCUGUUGGGAGUGGGCAAAAAGGGAUGUGACGAUAAAGAAGAUGAUAAAAUCAGGCUCAGAGCAAAUUCAACAAUUCAUAUCUAGGUGUCACAAUCCCAGAGUGAUUUACCUCUCGAAGCCGAACUCCUACAGCACACCGGGCACACAGAAGGCCUUCAUGGCAGAGCAAAUGGAGACUAACAGCAGAGAAACACUGAAGGCAGACUUUGAUCAAUUUUGUAUUUCUGAGGAGCUUGGAUUUCUCCUUAAAGAGCCCCUGACUAACCUUCCAGACUAUUAUCGGGUGUGGUUGGACCUGGCAAAUAAUCUCACACAUCUGAUAGAGUCCCAUACACUACGGGAUCAGGUUCACGAGAUGCCGGUCUUGAGUCCCGAUCUCUUGAGUGACCAUCGGGAGCUAAGGCUGGCUCACCUGGUCCUGGGAUUCAUCAGCAUGGGAUAUGUAUGGCAGGAAGGACAACAUGCGCCUGCUCAGAUUCUUCCAAAAGCCCUUGCCUUGCCAUAUUGGCAGGUAUCUGGUAGGCUCGGCCUUCCAGCCAUCCUGACUUAUGCAGAUUCAGUUUUAGCCAACUGGAAAUUAAAGGAUCCCACAGGGGAUAUGGAAAUUGGGAACAUGGACUUGAUAGUUUCCUUUCCUGGUGGUGAGAGUUGCACGGGAUUUUUCCUGGUGUCAUUGUUGGUCGAGAUGGCUGGUAGUUCAGGCAUAACGGGGGCUCUGGAGGUGAUGCAUGCUAUGAAAACCUCGGACCUCAGUGGCAUAAAGAAAGGUCUCGUCAAAGUAACUCAGUCUUUGGAGAAGAUGAAGGAGACGUUCAAACUCAUGCACAAUCAUGUGGAUCCAACUGUCUUUCAUGGAACGUUGCGAAUUUUUGUCUCAGGGUGGCGAGACAACCCCAUGCUUCCAAAUGGGCUGUUGUAUGAAGGUGUGAGCAAUGAGCCAAUUUUAUUAUCAGGCGGAAGUGCAGCCCAGAGUUCAACCAUUCAGUGCUUUGAUGCUUUACUGAGCAUCCAGCAUGAGGAUGAAACAGGAUCCUUCCUGACACGCAUGAGGGAAUACAUGCCUCCUGCCCACCGUCAGCUGAUAGAAACUCUGUCUGUCUGUCCUCUGCGAGACUUCAUCCUGUCCCACUCCAGCUCUGAUCUCUGCCAGGCCUACAACUCCUGUGUCUCAGCACUGGUGGAUUUACGGAACUACCACCUCAAUGCUGUGACCAAGUAUAUCGUUGUGCCCGGUAAUCAGGCCCGUGCCAUGGGGUGCCCGCUGAGAGGUGUGGGUGCUGCGCUGAAUGACAGAGGGACAGGCGGAUCCAAUCUUAUGAUCUUCCUCAAGAGUGUUCGUGACACUGCUCAAAAAGCACUAAUUUUAUAGAGGCCAUCUGCUUCAAAAGAAACUGAAAUGUAAUAUAUAUAUAUAUAUAUAUAUAUAUAUAUAUAUAUAU